Messenger RNA from Syngnathoides biaculeatus (alligator pipefish), 3887 nucleotides. RefSeq names its product oocyte zinc finger protein XlCOF22-like. The transcript has 8 exons. The coding region runs from base 204 to 2102 and encodes 632 amino acids. NCBI's taxonomy places the organism in Eukaryota, Metazoa, Chordata, Actinopteri, Syngnathiformes, Syngnathidae. The record is from RefSeq and is a predicted model, not a curated record.
CAGAGAUCAAGCGUGAUGAAGCACAAAUUCUCAGUGAACAGAGACGAAGGUUAUGGAAAAAGGCGGUAAAUCGUAAUGACAUCACGACGGAGGAGCAGUGGGAUCGGACACUUGUCUGCUCAAAACAUUUUGUAAAUGGAGAGAAAGCUUAUCUACAUUCGAACAGCAGCCCAUCGUGGGUGCCAAGUCUCAAUCUCGAACCUAUGCUCGAUCCAGGAGCAGUCUCUUGGAUAUUCAUUGAUCGAUUUUCUGAGCAGGACAAAGGGACACAACAGCCACAACUGCCGGGAAGCACACUAGUCAGCGAUGCCACUUGUGCAUGUCGUCGUAGUAGUUCAAGUACAAAGCGACGCAGGGCAAGCUAUGCAGCUAGAAGCAAGAGAAGGGUUGUUGAGGAAAUGCUUUCCCCUGUCAUCCCUGUUGUGGGUGACCAGGAAAUGUCAUCUGAUCCAGAACAAGCAGCUGCUAGUUGUACAAAAGAUCUUGGCCUACAUGAAACAAACAACCCUUCCAUGAUUGAGGAUGAAGCGAGGCUUGGUCAAUCUUCAAGUGCCAUGUUGCCUCCGGAUUUUCACUGUAAAUGCUGCAGGCAAGCUCUUGCUGUCAAAGAUGCAUCAAUGCAGCCAAAUAUGGACCUAAUAAUUGAGGCAGUUUCUCAGGAUCACACAUAUUCCAAAAAACCUGAGGACAUCAGAGAUCCUGUGCCACCUGCAAGGGCAUCCUCAAACGAUGCCGUUCAAGAUCGCAGAAAGUGUUGUGAUCAGUGUGUGAAAAUGUGUACAAGAAUGUCCGAAGAGUACAAGAAAGAAGUUCUUGGACCAAAAAACGAGGAGGAGCCACAACUACUGAACACUGUGUUUAAUCUGCAGCCUCGAAUUGUCCUACGCAGAGCAGAUGUCAGUGAAAAUCUUCAUCCAGAGCAACAGCAGUCAGUGUCGUGUCACAUCAAAGAGGAAGAAGAGAAUGAAAUUGUUCAACACAUCAAAGAAGAGGAGGAAGAGUUUCUACACUUGAAAGAGGAAGAGCAGGAGGAAAUCAUCCAGGUCCCAUCCACUGCUGUGCAUUUGAAGAGUGAAGAUGAAGGUCAAAGUGAAGAGAGACGAGGGGCGGCGCCUCCACCCAGGAACUGCUCAAGUGAUGGAGAGCAAGGAUUACCAACAGACGGUCAUGAUGAGGAUGAGAAACAGUCGGAAGGUGAUUUGACAUGUCACAGUGCCAAGAAAAGCUGGAAAUGUUCUCAUUGUAGGAAAGCUUUUGCUUGUAUGAGGAAUUUGAAACAACACAUGAAAAUACACACAGGAGAGAAGCCUUUUACCUGCUCAGUUUGUGGUAAAAGAUUCACUCGGGAGGAACACUUAAAAAUACACACAAGAACCCACACUGGUGAGAAACCUUUUUUAUGCUCAGUUUGUGGUAAAAGAUUCACUGAGAAGGGAAAAUUAAAAAUACACACAAGAACCCACACUGGUGAGAAGCCUUUUUCCUGCUCAGUUUGUGGCCAAAGAUUUACUCAGAAGGGAACUUUAAAAAUACACGCAAGAAAACACACUGAUGAGAAGCCUUUUUGCUGCGCAGCUUGUGGUCAAAGAUUCACUCAGAAUGGACACUUAAAAAUACACACAAGAACCCACACUGGUGAGAAACCUUUUUCGUGCUCAAUUUGUGUCCAAAGAUUCACUCAUAAGUAUGAUUUAAAAAUACACACAAGAACCCACACUGGCGAGAAACCUUUUUCCUGCUCAGUUUGUGGUCUAAGAUUUUCUCACAAAGGUAAUUUUAAAAUACACGCAAGAAUGCACACUGGUGAGAAACCUUUUUCCUGCUCAGUUUGUGGUCAAAGAUAUACUCAUAAGGGAAACUUAAACUCACACACAAGAACCCACACUGGUGAAAAGCCUUUUUUCUGCAUGGUUUGUGGCCAAAGAUUUACUCAAAAAGGAACCUUAAAAAGACACACAAGAACACACACUGGUGAGAAACCUGUUUCAUGUCCAGUUUGCCAUAAAAGAUUCACUGAGAAGGGAAAUUUAAAAAUACACAUUCGAACCCACACUGGUGAGAAGCCUUUUUCCUGCUCAAUUUGUUUCCGAAGAUUCUCUUAAGAGGACAGCCUUAAAAUGACACAAGAAUACACACUUGUGGGAAAUCUUUAUCGUGCUCAGUUUGUGAUCAAAGAUUUUCUUCUACGUAUCAGGCUCAGACACACAAGUCUGCCGGUAGGAAAGUCAUGAUCAAGGAACUGUUAAUGCAAAUGUGUAAAUUGAAAGUAAUUUCAGUCCUGUCAUUUAGUGAAAAUCAACAUCGUAUUCUGUGUACCAUCUUUUAUUCUGUCUAUCUUUGACCCAUAACAAAGGUCUCUUGGUUCCAAAUGGAAGCUGAUGGGAUUUGAUCUUAUCUGAUCUGUAAAAUAUAUAUUGAUCCAUCCAUUUUCUGAGCCGCUUAUCCUCACAAGGGGCACAGGAGUGCUGUAGCCUCUCACAGAUAUCUUCAAGUAGGAGGCAGGGUACACUCUGAACAGGUUCCCAGCCAAUCGCAGGGCACAUAGAGACAGACAACACUCGCAAUGACACCUUGGGACAAUUUGAAGUCACCAAUCAAUGGAUGUUUUAUUUAUGUGGGACAAAACCCAUGUUGGCACAGAGAAAACAUGGAAAAUCCACACAGGCAGGGCCGACAUUUUAACGCCGGUCCUCGAAACUGUGAGGCCAACGCUCUUCAGGUGUUCCACCGUGCAGCCCCUGCCCCACAUAUAUCAAAUAAAUUUCCCCUCAACAAUGUGACUUAGACUCAAGUGUGUCUUGUGGGGUUUUUUUUUCUUCUUCAUUAUUUCUUUUUUUGGCAGAUCCGACUUCAACUCCAGAGUUACUUAUAGUCUGGAAAAUAUUCUGUGACUCAUUAUAUUUUCAGAGUAUAUACGUGACUUGAGUACAAAUGUCUGCAUAUAUUUUGGUGCUGAUUGUUCACAUUUUUGGGACAUGAAGCCAUGUUUCUUAAAUUCAUGCAUGAGGCUUGUAAGGAUGUUACCUCCCUGCCAUUUUUUUGUGUUUUUAAUCCUCCAUACCCACCGGAUGCGAAAUAUCACUUUACCUCCUGUCCAUCGCUUGAGUUUGCUCGCAUUACACGUUUGGACACAUCAGCGCUGUAAAUUAAGCAAGGGGCAGGGCUUCCUAUCUGCGAGGUGCAACCAUUCUUUUCCGAACUCAUUCAGCUGUCCCAGCCUUGAGCGUUCGGGCGAAAGAAGCAAAUUUGGGAAUGCCCGCAUCAUCCGCGUCUUUGCUGCUCUGCACGGAUUCUCAUCUAUCUGUGCAAACUCCAUUGACUUCCUAUGCAAUCACGCCAUAUUGAAGGCGCAAUAUGGUCACUUAGCAUAAUGAUGCCAUCCAUCUCCAUCCCAUUCCAUAAAUUUGCCUAUUUGUGCACAGUAAAUUUGUGAUUGAACAUAAUUUUGGGGCGCUAGUUGUUGUUCAUGUGUUGCAAUGAUACAUGAGCAACUUGAACAAAGCCACGUUUGGAAACUCAAGCAAGAUGUAUUUUUUUUCUUUUUUUAAUUUCCUGAAAAGUUGUAAUUUUGAGAGUGAGGGGAUUCUAUCUAACAGCUAUGAUGGAUGAAAUAUGGCACUUUAUAUUAUCUUACAUUCCUUGUCCCACACUUCUAGUAGUGCUUUUUAAUUUUGUUGACGACAAAGGGGCGUUUGAAAUUGAGUUAGUUAUUUACCAAUUGCUCCAAAAUAUAUAAAUUUUGUUGAGCAUGGAUGUAUUUUGUCCAAUAUUUAAUUUGUCAAUAUCAAAUCAGUGACUAAUUGACUGAGACACUGGAAAGAAACUAAAUUUUAAUGGUAAAGUGUACUUUAUAUGUGCUUCUUAAUAAAAUCCACUUCAAACAGUGA